AUGAAGUGUUGUUGUGGACGUGUGACACAGAGACAGGAGGAUGCACCCUUUGAACUGGAAGACAUGCAAGUUUUGUCAAUAAACAAGAAGAAUGGGCCCUCGAAAUUUAAAGUAAAAUGGCUUCAGGGAAAUGAAGGUCUGGUAAAACAAGGGACAGUGAAGCUCUAUCCUCCACAUUUGAGAGACAAGUGGACCACUGAGAAGGCGGUGUAUGACAGACUUGCCCUGUCAGAGCAUGAGAAUCUUGCACCAUGUCUGUGGAGGGCUAAUCAUUUCCACUUCCCAAGUGACAUUGAGAGUAUGGAUUACAACUGGAUGCAAAAGGAGUCUAGAAUAAUCUGCCAACCUUACUACCGCCUUGCCAGACUAUAUGACUUUUUGCAGCACCAUGGCCAUGCUGUGACAGAGGUGGUCCUGCAUAACUUGACAGCAGAUAUAAGCAGAGGCUUAGCACACCUGCAUGAGCUGGGCAUUGUCCAUAAUAACUUGACCACCAAGACCAUAUUUGUCCAGGGAUCACUACAGACCAAGUCCCUUCAGGCAAUUAUUGGAGACUUUGAAAAUGCAACAGUUAUGAAAAUGCCAAAAUUUCACAAAAAGGCAAUUAGAGAAAUGGAUUCUAAUCCAUUCAAAGCAGACAUGAAAGCUUUGGGAUUGAUCAUAUUCGAAAUGCUGGGUGUAUUAAAUCAUCAAACACCCUCAGUCACUCACUCAGCCACUGGAGUAACCAAAAGCAAUCAAAAGAACAAACCACUUUCUAAAAAUAGGACCAAGAAACUUCCAGAUAUUGUUACAUCCACAUUACAUCCAGGUUCUCACUCAAAAGGUAGAAUUGGCAGGACAAGGAAAAGAACUUUACCAGAGGUUCCGUCACACAAAAAAGAAAAGGUCCAAAAUUUGUACAGCAUCGAUGAAGAUGAUGAUGCAACAAAAUAUAAUCAGCUGGCAACAAAUUACAAUAAAAACAUGGAAGGCAAUCAACAGACAUUACCCAAAGAACAUUUUCAAAGUAGCUACAAGCUUUGUUAUGAUACUUUGUCCAUUGCUAGUGUCGAUAGCAUACAGUCCAGUGACAGUCAGAUGACAACCCAGCUCUCCACUGCCAGAGAUCCCAAUUAUGUUGAGCCAAAAUCAUCAAGAACCUCUGGACAUGGUAUCAGAACUAAAAGAAAGCUCCCCUUGUUACCACGGCUACAGGAAGCCCCAGAAGCUGCAAGUGCCUUUAUUCCAACUCAGCUACAUACAAAUCUCCAAAAUGAAAACCUGCCCAUCAAAUCUAAAUUUACCUCGUUCACAAAUGCAGAAGUCCAUACUGCAUGUGCAGCUGGACAGCACCAGCCCAGAUCAAAAAAGGAUUGUCAGCCUCAAUUUGUAAAGAAGCAGACCAGUCUCAUUACAUCAGGGUUUGAUACUGCUGAAAUACAAAAUGGGAAAGGCACAAGGAAUACUAAUCCACAUUUAUACAGCAGUCAGAUUACAUCCAUCUCCACAAAUGCAGCAACUACUCCAGAAGACAGUGCAGAAAAGAGAAACUCCUCUACCUCUCAAGAGAGCACGUGCAGCCAUGACAGUGGUGUGGUGCUGAGACCAGAGGGACUACCACUGGGAACACGACCUGGGAUGUACUUCAAAAAUGAACCUAGAACAAGAAAAGGAAUAUACACUCAACCCCUGAGAAGCAUGGGGGAAAGUCACUCAAUUUUAAGUGGAUUCAUCCAGAAACAGAAAGCCCGUCACAAAACUGUCAGACCAAAUGUAAAAUUGAGCUCCAGCAGUGCUGAAAAUGGUAAUGUCCCUAAGAACAGAUAUUCUGUGGUUAGUACUGACUCUGGCAUUAGUUAUGGUCACAGCACCAUACCCAGUCCUUUUUCACAAAGGCAUAGCAUGGCAACAGAUUCUGACAGUGUGUUUGGUAGUCAGCAGUCACUUCAUGGGGGCAGAAACAUCGACACUGGUCAGUUUGGCUUGACCAACAGUGACCUCUCCUCAGUGAAUUACUAUGAAAUGAAAAAGAUUCCCUCUUCAUCUAAAUCUGCAUCACUCUCCCAAUACAAAAAACACAAUGGUUCAAAAUCAAAUCACAACAUUCAUACCUUGGAGAAUUCUGAUGUUAAGCCACAACCAUGGUGUGCAAGGGAAUCUCCAUGCUCUCUCUCAGAAUCCACUUCAAGUAGAUAUCAAGAGAGUCCCUAUCUGCCUGUAAGUCCACCAGACAGUUUCUACACAAGCAGAGAAGACCUGUAUGUCAGGAUAUCUGAUGUCCAGUCUUUGAAACACAAUAUCAUCCUCAAUGAUUCUGAUGACAAAUUCAACAAUCCAGAUGCUGAUAAGCAAAAUACAACUCAGACUGGUAGCAAGUCUUUAGCAGAUCCGAUUGCCGAGAGGUACGACUUACCAGUGCAUCUCAAGGGAGUUAAUACUGAGCAACCUGUGUACAGUACACCUUCAGCUAUGUCCAAAUCAAACUAUGCCAGCAGUAAACCAUUACCAGGUAACAGACCAGGUAAACAUCAGGCACUUUCACUCAAAAUAGAUGGAAAGUCAUCUUUGUCAGAGAAGAAACUUAUUUCACGAAAAUCUCCCCUCACAGAGGAAUAUCUCAGGAAACAAAGGAUUCUUCCUAAACUGAACAGUUUAGGCCAGGAUGACAUCAAAGAUGAUGAGACAGAUUUUUGUUGGGAUGACACCUAUGAAGAUUUUGCCUUACCACAUCAGCAUAAGGUAUCUGGCCACCUGGUGUCCAAUAAUAAGGCACCGCAGUGGUCACCAGUGGACAGAGUUAUAGACACUCAGGAAUGCAAUGUUAAACCACCCAAAGUGACCCAGCUGAGAGACUCUGACACUGAAUCUGUUAGUUCACUAAUAUCUGAUGCCAAUUUAAUUAUACAGAAAAUGAAAUCCUCGAACACUUCAGUCAAAACUGGCCUCACCAAUCUGGAAGAGGGUUAUGAGAGUGACACAUUGGAAACCAUAUAUUUACCUGGCCAAGAAAGUACCGGUGGGUAUAAAAACGACCCUAAACCCCACUUAGGAAACAGACAAAAACUGAACAGAAGUGUCACUUUUUGCUGGGAUGAAACCAAAUCUGCAAACCGCAAAGUAAAAUUGAAGAACUUAAAAAGACCUGUGGGAAAGAAAAACAUGGAACCACUAGCCAGUGGCAAUCUUUCCAAAAACUAUGCUAAAUUUUUCCCAGCCAAACCUGCCAUACCUACACAACACCUGCAUGCCAUGAAAAGUACAGGGCAACUAGGAAUAUACGGAACACAGCUUCUUGCAUUGUGUGAAGAGUGUUGGGAAAGUUCUCCUCCUUCUGAUGUUGUGGCAGGAAAACUUCAGCAAAGUUCCCAGGAUUACUAAGACUGGCAAUAGCGCCUGUAUACAGAAAUUUAAUUGGAACUUCAGAAUGAGCCAGACCCAAAUUUUAUAAGACAAAACAUUUUUUCUGUUUUAAAUAACAUUUCACAUUUAUUGAAUCAAAACAUUUCCCCUAAUUUCAAUGUUUAAUGUUUUGAAG
Lingula anatina is the source of this 3517-nucleotide messenger RNA. RefSeq lists its product as uncharacterized. NCBI's taxonomy places the organism in Eukaryota, Metazoa, Brachiopoda, Lingulata, Lingulida, Lingulidae. Gene Ontology annotation, molecular function: ATP binding; G protein-coupled peptide receptor activity; protein kinase activity. The record is from RefSeq and is a predicted model, not a curated record. Gene Ontology annotation, biological process: adenylate cyclase-activating G protein-coupled receptor signaling pathway; activation of adenylate cyclase activity; protein phosphorylation. Gene Ontology annotation, cellular component: plasma membrane.